Molecule: messenger RNA, 5194 nt
Organism: Umbelopsis ramanniana AG
Lineage: Eukaryota; Fungi; Mucoromycota; Umbelopsidomycetes; Umbelopsidales; Umbelopsidaceae
Exons: 5
Coding region: 65-4801 (1578 amino acids)
Biological process (GO): SREBP signaling pathway
Cellular component (GO): Golgi membrane; endoplasmic reticulum membrane
Molecular function (GO): protein binding; sterol binding
Source: RefSeq, a predicted model, not a curated record
CUGGGAUCUCGGCUUUCUAAAUUACCAUUACCACAAGCAAAGACAACUCUCUCAUUUUCAUGCCAUGUUGAACGCUUUAAAGCGUUUGAGGAUCCGCAUUGCGACGGCCUUCUAUCGAUACGGAAAAAACUCAACAGAGUAUACUGUGAUCAAUAUCCUCGUUUCCAGUUUUAUAGUGCUGUUCUUGACAGUACCAGCUGUGUCAUGGUACUCGAAACAUCGCGCUGCAGAAUACUAUCGACUAGAGCAAUCCGCCAUAAACACAAAUUUUUGGGAUAGCCCUUAUCAUAUAUCAGCUAUGAAGGAUACAAAUUUGCCUUAUGUUGCACCUGUUCUCGGCAUUCAGCAGAUUCAUUUCGUUACUACCGGUGGUCAGAUCACAAAACGACUAUUAAAACAAAUUUUAGAAUUUGAUAACAAACUCAUGGAUACAACAGCUGUAACCCCGCAUGGCAAAAAAGUUUCUAUGGUAGAUAUUUGUUAUCAAAUGCAAGGUCGAUGCGUUGUCCAUUCAGCUCUCGAUAUAUGGAACCACAAUCUUGAUGAGCUCAAGCAAGAUAUCGACAUCACUGGAACAAUUUUAAACCACGUCAAAAAGACAUCUGCACGAUCUGGUCUAUCACUACAUCCAGCAACAUUGUUUGGUAAUGCUACUCUGGAUGUACUUGGUCAGCCUAUAUCUGCAGACUCUGUGCUGGUUACUUUCCUUUUGCGAGAAGGGCCACUUCGACAAAAAUAUCGAGAGGAAUGGAACUCAAUCUGGGACGCCGUUACCGCCGAUCUGGCUAUACCUGUGGUCGAGACUUUCGAUUAUAAACCAUCAACACCUUUUUACAAAAAGUGCGAUAUUGAGAUGGAGCAAUUCCAAUACAAGUACAAUUCUGAGUCGAUUCCUUUGGACUCUGAAAUCUGGAUUCUGCUGAUCACAUACGGUAUCAUAUUUGCGAUCGUCGCCGUGGCGUUUGGCAAUGUACAGCUAGUGAAGUCCAAAUAUGGCUUGGCUUUGGCUGCUGUUUUUGAAACAGUUGCUUGUUUAUCAGCCACUCUAGGCAUAUUUACACUGGCUGGCUUGAGCUUUGCACAUGUACCUCUUUAUAUAAUACCAUUGGUAGUCAUUGUCGCUACCAUUGAAAAUGUUUUCGUCGUCACCAACGCUAUGCUGCACUCAGGGUGCGAUAUGCCCAUCAAGGAAAAGGUUGGACGAGGUCUAGAAGCCUUGGGUUUUGCUAUUACAGCGACCUUAUUAGCUGAGCUCUCCAUUUUGGUUGUUGGCUCCCAUACUGGUCUACAAGCCGUAAAGGAGUUUUGUCAAUUUACAGCUAUUGCACUUGUGAUCGACUACAUACUGCAAUUAACGUUUUUUGUUUCUGUCCUUUCUGUGGAUAUUCGAAGAGUAGAGUUGACCGAUCUUGACGACAGAAAUUUAUCCAAACGGGUUCAUUUGAUAAACGAAUUAGAUGACCUGACAAGCGAUGGGAAAGAUUCGAAUGAAUAUUGCGCCAAGGAAGAAACAUCAGGAGAAAGGCCCAACUGUGCUGCAUGCAAAGGCUUAAAAACUCAUCGCGCCGUCACCGCUUUAGUGAUCUGCUCAUCCAUCCUGCUACUUUCAUUCUUCUCUCCUCAAACGCCAUAUCACGACCAAAGCGGUGUUUCCAUAGAACGAUACGCUCAUAUGGACUCCAUUUCAACCAAUUUUUGGAACGUCAUCAAUCCAACCUACGGUGUUCGAUUUAUCGAAGUUAGAAGUCCGAUAUUAGUGGCUCUCGAUGCAAGCGAAGAGACAUUUGAGCACUUGCAGCGUAUCAAUGACGUUUAUGAAUUCGAAUCUGCCUCUAAACGUGCUCAUGAAAAAGAGCUCAAGAAUCAAUCUAGCAUUCAACGCUUCGGUUUUCAGUUGAUCCGUCGCUUCGUCACCAUCAUUGUCUCCAUCAAUAUCCCGUCCGUUCUAAUUCUUGUUACAUUGAUUGGCAUUGUCUUAUGGAUGCUUCCUCCUUAUCGAGAAGGAUUCCUGGAGCCUAUGUUUCAAACCUUUUUAGCCCGCUAUGGCAAGUACUUAGUGCUGGCUUAUAUAUCCCCAAAGAUACCAUGGGCUCCCUUACAAAGAGCCCUGAAAGCAUCCACAGCUGCUGAAUAUGAUGAGGAUGGCAAUCACCGCGGUGCUAUUUCACUACAACAAAACGUCUCUAACCGAAAAAAGACACCCCUUGGUGAUGUUCGUAUUGUAACGCUUUCUGGACACCAUUCAGGCGAUAUAAAGUCAAUCGAAUGUACCUCAUCACAUGGCACCAUUGUCUCCGUCGGUCUUGAAGGCGAAGUUGUCCUAUGGGAUGGCGUACGAGGAAAAUGGGUUGCCAGACUGGACAGAGUACAACGUAGACGAGACGUUAAAACCUUCAAUGCUGAUGUUAACCCGGACUACGCCUUUGGCAACACAAGCACUGGUACUCGCUUUAGCCCUGGGUCUGUUCGCAAAGUUGUUAUACCAUCACCGAUCCAGUGCAUCAAAAUCGACCAUUCUAAUCAGUGGAUUGCAAGUGGACACGAAAAUGGCGUUAUUCGCAUGUGGAAUAUAUCAUCCAGCGCUUGGGUCCGAGAAUUUGUACCAUCUAACAGCACAAAGUCGAACGGCCACGCUCCUAUCCAGUUUGGAAAUGAAGAGAAUCAUCAAGAAAGUAAUGACAAUGUCAAAGUUAAAUCUUUACCACGUCACAAUGGUGUAGCUGCUCUCACUUUCAUAAUGGCAUUCAGCCCUUCGGAGUCCUCCGCAUGGGAUAGUCCUAAAGUCACAAGAAAGCAUCUCGCCGGCAAAAGUCAAACUCCCAUAUCGACACCAACGUACUUAAUUGCGGCUUAUGAAGAUGGAUAUGUUAGGGAAUGGGAUCUUGAGAGCGGAGAAUGUGUCAAUGCCGUACAAAACGAUGCUAAGAGUGGCAUCACUCAACUUCUUGUCACCGAUGUCAAACCUCGAUCAAUCCAUGAACGACAAAGGAUCUUUGCUGUUUCAAAGGAUGGCAACGUAACAUGCUAUGGAAGACGCAGCAACGACGUGGACGAUAUCGUUGCCAAGCCUGAUUGGAGACAUCUAUAUACGAUCAAUGAACAGAACAAGGAAACGGUGACAUCCAUCUCAGCAGAAACCUCUGUCGAUGGCACUGGCAUUGUUGUUACUGGCACAGAAAAGGGAUCCGUCCAGGUCUGGAACAUUGCAAAUGGACGUCAACUCUGUACAUUAGCGGAAGGGCAAAGAUCUUCACGCGGCGACGGCAAAUUUGGUGUCUCGGUUCGAAUGCCUAGACGACAGAAUAGUGAUGUGCCCUACCUGCGGUCAUCACCUUCCAAUGAACACAACGAAAGCACAUUCUCGAGCCAUCAAAGCAAUCAUCAAAGUGCGAUACAACAGAUUGCUAUUUCGAGACAUUGCCGAUCUGAUCAAUUCAUGUCCAAAGGUGGUAAAAUCGAUCGGUGCCACCGCAAUGAAUAUUUGAUCGCGUCAUGCGCAACGGAUGGUAUUGUCAACAUUUGGAGGAUCGAUUAUUCCAAAGGAGCGGCAGGCGAUCGAUGUGAUCAGUGUGGGAUAGGAGGAGGCAACUCACCCGCCUAUAACCACAAGAAGUCAUCCUCCUCUGUUUAUAAUUUUUCUGAGUUCAGCGAUAUAUCUCAGCCACAACCUCAGCCCAAUGAACUCAAUCGAGAGCCGAUUAUCAGCAUUUCAGAACCGUCGUUAACAUCGGGCAAUAGCUCUACCACCACCAAUGAACAAGAGAAUGGCUUUGACGCAUCUGAUGACCAUACACCGGUGAAAAUGGUCGACAUUGAACAAUUGGCCAUGCGUUUUGAUGAAAUGCGCGUGAGCAAACGAUACCUCGGUCGAGUGUGCCAACCUGGUGGCCAUGGAGUGACAUGGCUCAAAAGCACGAUAUUGGCGGGUGUACGACGAACUGGUAGCAGUGAUCACCAUGGCAGCAAAUCUACAUUAGGUUGGGAAAUGUGGAUGGCUCCUAUGCGCAAGUACGAACCUCAUCGACGACAACGGCAGAACGAUUCAUUUGGCAGCUCAUCGUCGUUCUAUGAUACUGGUAGCAAAUUCGAUGUUCCGGUUGUUACUGUCAAUCUGAACAACGACGCUGAAGAGCAUGCUGGAAAUGAACCAGAAAAUCUCGGCUUCGUGAGUCGAUUAUUGUACACCCUUUUCUUUAACAAUGAAAAUAGCCGUCCUACCCGUCGUCGACAUGCAUCUGCGUUCAAAGCACGAAGAAAGAGUGCCAUCAAUGCUGCUCGACUUCAAAGAGUACGGCGUAAGCGUCGAGAUUCUUCUAUGGCAUCAUCCAAGACUGAGCCUGACGCCAUACAGGAGGAAGAAAUGCACGCCAGGGAGCUGUUACCGUUCAGUAAUAUUACCUGCCUCAAAUCCCUGGAUGGUGAUGGUCUAGCGUUUGAUUUUGGAAACUUUGUCAAGGUGGUUUGGUUGGAUGAACAACCUCUCAUGUUCACUAUGAAUGAUAUAGAGCCCACUUUUGAGAAUGAAUCUUCCCCACAUCAGAGCCUUCGAUCUCGCCACAUCAAUACCUCUAACAUUUUGGAGACCAAGGACCAUUUUAGCAACCUUGAAGAUCGUGAACCUCCUUACCUCCGUCGCCGGUCGUCAUCCUUCAGUGAACUUUCUUCAAGAACAAGAUUACCUUGCGGUUUACAAGCGGAUGCUCAAUGUCGAACAGCCUCUUGUGAUACUGAUUGCUCCUACAAGCUCAACUCACAUUUCCCAAGCGUUGUCAACACCAUUGUCUCCAAGAAAUAUAACUAGAGGUGGUUGGCAUUUUAGUUUUCAUGUACAUUUUGUUCCUUAGCACCGAGCCAGGCGCUUUCUGCUACGUACUUCUUUCAAACAACUCGACCAUAGUUAACAGUGUAGGAUAUUUCUUUUUUUCCACAAAUUUUUAUUCACAGCAACCAUCACCUUCCAAUUUUACCGUCCUCUAGCCAACAAAUCUUCCAAACAUCCAUUCCAUGAGCAGUUUUUCACAAUUAUAUCUUGACAUAUGCCUGGUUUUCCCCUUUGUAAAGUAAAAAAAAUAAUAGUUUGCAUAAAUGCCGUUCAAUCUAGUAGUGGUAGUGACGACUAUGGUGUCAUGUUAUGGCAUCGCAUCGCACGUUCGAUUGGCCCUGCUUAUAAUGUGACGACGCUGAUACCUUAGUG